AUGGGCCCGAAACCCGGGCAGCACAACAAUGGCUUCUAUGGGCACUACCGAGGCCAGUUCAAGAAUGAGAGUGCCCUCGAGUACCGCCUGGCGGCCAAGCCCCAGCCCCCGACAGUCUUCCUGCAGCGAUGCAAGGAGCCAGUGCGGCAGCACUUCUUCUCCAAGCACGACAACCGCACUUCCUUCGACAAGGGUCCCUACUGCCUACUGCAGGGCAUCGGGAGACGGAAAAACAUGGAGCGCCUGUGUCACCGGCCCACCUUCCUGCACUGGGCCUCCAGCGAGCUGGAGCUCUACCAGCAGCGGCCCCUGGAAUCCUCCUACCAGUCCAACUUCCGGUUAUCCCCGGGACCCAGUGACGCCCCUCAGCGCCUCGUCCACUUUGUGCAGAUCCAUCACCCCCGCACCUGUACCACCUACCAGCAGAACUUCUGCCAGCCGUCCCAGAGCGGCCACUGUGGCGGCGACUGCGGGGGCCCCCCGGCCUCCGGCCCCAGUACCCUGACUAACCUCCCAAAGAUCCCCGGGUCCAAACCGCUGCAGCAUUACCUUCAUGAGGGGGUCUCCGAGUGUCUAAACUGGUCCAGAGCAUUAAACAAGGAUGGCUAUUGCCCUG
Messenger RNA from Myotis lucifugus (little brown bat), 616 nucleotides. It is a transcript of the gene CIMIP7, whose product is annotated as chromosome unknown C3orf84 homolog. The transcript is spliced from 4 exons. Lineage: Eukaryota; Metazoa; Chordata; Mammalia; Chiroptera; Vespertilionidae. The record is from RefSeq and is a predicted model, not a curated record. The annotation marks the transcript as partial.